Molecule: messenger RNA, 525 nt
Organism: Oikopleura dioica
Lineage: Eukaryota; Metazoa; Chordata; Appendicularia; Copelata; Oikopleuridae
Source: the annotation of a GenBank genome assembly
AUGUACGUUUUUGAUCAUGAACAGAACUUUGAAAUGAUUAGAAAUGAUUCUUUCCGAAUCUUUCAUCAAACCAACUGUAUUUCAGAGGAUGACGGGUGCAAGCUUACGAAUCUAGGGGGAGGAGUCGUCACAGAAGAGAAAGUCAAAAAAGGAACCAGGGAAAUUCUGAUUUCUUGCGAAAGCGGCAGUCCAAAUAUUUCAAAGCUCAUCUGCAGAGAUAAUCAGUUGUUUUUGUCGAAAAAGGAUAAGGAGCCAGUUUCGAGCGAUAUUGAAAUCAUAUGCGGUUCUGGCUCGAGUAAAGCCUGUUCAACAAUCAAUGACUUUUCAAAGCUCUUCAAAAAAGUCCCCGAGGAAAAUUUCCAAGUCCUCAAUAUCACUGAAACAGCAAGUGGAUCAACUGCACAGCUAGAAUGCAAACUAAGCGGAUACAAGUACGAAGCCACCUGCCAACCAUCGAAGAAAAAGCCAAAGGUCAAACUUGUCGGAAGCAAAGCUGAAAAGAAAAACUUCAAUAAUUGCAAAUAA